AUGGCAAGAAUCAAGAAGAAGCUCAAAUAUCCCGCACGAGACCAUCUCAGGCGAGUCGCCGCUGCUCUUUCAAGACCGCUCAAGUCAAACUAUAUUCUACUCCACGGCGCAGACUCUAUACAGCGCGGCUUCUCUGACCAGACAUACCCAUUUGACCAAGAGUCCAAUUUCUACUACCUGACAGGCGCACAGUCGCCUGGAUGGACGCUCCUGUAUGACAUCAAGGAAGACAAUGCAGUCAUAUACAUACCGCCACAGCGAGAACCCAGGCAAGUUGCGUAUAUGGGUCAAACGGAGAGCACCGAGCAAGUCAUGGCAUCGUAUGAGGUAGAUGCUGCUUAUUAUCAUGACAAGCUCGGCUCUGCAUUCAUCCAAUUUGGUGCUAAAUUCUACACCUUCACAGAUGCCGCACUGAUGGAAGCACUAGCAGCUUGUCGCGUCAUCAAGGACAAAUACGAGCUAGUAGCGCUUUGUACAGCCAACAAUAUCACCUGUGACGCGCACCGCAGCAUAGCACGCCAACUCAAGCACUACACCUCCGAGCGUCAAGCAGAAGCUGAUUUUCUCCGUGCGUGCCGACUCGCAGGCGCACCUACUCAAGCCUACAACCCAAUCAUCGCCUCAGGUGCCCAUGCAUCCGUCCUGCACUAUGGCGCCAAUGACGCAUCCUUUUUUGAUGCAGAGUUGGUGCUUGUGGAUGCAGCAGCAGAGUAUAACCGGUAUGCGGCAGAUGUCACUCGGACGUACCCGCUAUCGGGCAAAUUCUCACACAAGGCAAGGCAAAUCUAUGAGAACGUGUAUGAGCUGCAGAUGCUUGGUAUUUCCAUGAUCAGACCAGGUCAAGCAAUGCAAGAGAUACAUAUGGCGGUUAUGAAGCGGUUGGGUGAGAUGCUUGUUGCUCUUGGAUUUCUCAAAUGCGAUGCAGAGACUUGCUACAAGUUACAGCUAGGUGUCGCAUUCAUGAUGCACGGUCUUGGACAUCAAAUUGGCUUGGAUGUACAUGAUGUAUCGCCUUCAAAAGGCAGCGUGCCGCAAAAAACAGAAUCUUUCACCCUACAAGCAGGCCAAGUCAUCACAAUUGAGCCAGGCAUAUACUUCAAUGAGUCAUUUCUCCAGACUUACUACGAAGGCGAGCACGGCCAUCAUUUCGAUCAAGAACACAUCGCGUCGUAUGCGUCUGUAGGUGGCGUCCGCAUUGAAGAUUGCCUGCUCGUCACCGAGACCGGGUUUGAGAACCUGACAAAUCUACCAAAACACAUCGAUGCUAUUGAGUGUCUCGUGCAAGAAGCUUGA
Messenger RNA from Protomyces lactucae-debilis, 1293 nucleotides. Its product is annotated as peptidase M24, structural domain-containing protein. The record is from RefSeq and is a predicted model, not a curated record. NCBI's taxonomy places the organism in Eukaryota, Fungi, Ascomycota, Taphrinomycetes, Taphrinales, Protomycetaceae. Bases 1 to 1293 code for a protein of 430 amino acids. Gene Ontology annotation, molecular function: manganese ion binding; metalloaminopeptidase activity. The transcript has 2 exons.